GGCGGGCGCUUCCGGGUGGAAGUGUGGGUACUGCAUCUCCUGGACCUUAUUGCCGGUUAUUGGGGGCCACAGGACCCUCCUCCCCUGGGGGGAAGUCUCCAAGUGACCCUUAGGUAUACAUUAAGGCUGCGGCUGGUGAACGGUUCCCGCGAUGGAUGCCUCUACCCCCGGGCCCGGCGGAGUCGUGUCGGAUGUUGUGUUCGUGAUAGAGGGGACGGCUAACCUGGGACCUUAUUUCGAGUCGCUGAGGAAACACUAUCUCCUACCGGCGAUAGAAUAUUUUAAUGGAGGCCCCCCAGCAGAGACCGACUUUGGAGGGGACUACGGCGGCACUCAGUACAGUCUCGUGGUCUUUAACACCGUGGACUGCGCUCCGGAGUCUUACGUUCAGUGUCAUGCCCCUACAAGCAGCGCCUACGAGUUCGUCCAGUGGUUGGACAGCAUUGUGUUUAUGGGUGGAGGAGGCGAAAGCUGCAGUCUCAUCGCAGAAGGACUAAGCACAGCCCUACAGCUAUUUGAUGACUUCAAAAAAAUGAGGGAACAGAUAGGUCAAACGCACAAGGUGUGCAUCUUGAUCUGCAACUCGCCUCCGUAUCUUCUGCCGGCUGUAGAAAGCACAACCUAUUCCGGGUACACAACAGAGAACCUGGUUCAGAAGAUCGGAGAGAGGGGUAUCCACUUCUCUGUCAUUUCUCCGCGCAAGCUGCCUGCUUUGCGGACGCUGUUUGAGAAAGCCACGCCGGUGGGUAUGAUCGAACCACAGCCAAAGGACUACAGCCAGGACCCUCGACACAUGAUACUUAUCCGAGGCAUGGUUCUUCCCGUUGGAGUUACAACUGCCCCAGGCGUCCCUCCACCCAAACAAGCCAUUCCACAGCCACAGAUCCCAGUGGUACAGCCUCCGCUCCUUGCUGCCUCCUCGCAUCAGCUGCCUCCCGUCCAGCCUCCAUACAUGCCCAACACGAUGACGCCGGCCCAUGCCGCUGCACAGAAUGCAGUUGAAGCGGCAAAGAUCCAGAAGAAUGGCAUCCAAAACCGUUUUCCAGGUCUUAACCCAAUCCCGCCGGCUCCAGCUGUGGGUCCUCCAUUCAGCCAGCCCCCGGCUCCCACGUUGCCUCAAGAACAACCGGCAAAGAUGGCUCCUUCCACUGCUUCCUUGAUCACUCCAUCCUCCCAGCCCAGUUUGGUCUCCACUGUUACCACAGGACCUGGACCUGCCACGGGGCUACUAGCUCAGCAGCCGGCCCAACAGCAGCCUGUCCCACAGCCCAUGCCGGGCCCCGGAGCACCAGGGGGUGGCGCGGCCCCACAACCUACAACAUCUCAAAUCGGAGCCCCCCAGUUACCCGCUACGCAGCAGUCGGUGACCAACAAGAUGUUGGCAUGGAGCGGAGUACUGGAGUGGCAGGAGAAACCAAGACUAGCUUCUGUCGAUACAAACGCCAAGCUUACCCGGUCUCUCCCCUGUCAAGUUUAUGUCAACCCUGGUGAAAAUCUGAAAACAGAUCAGUGGCCUCAGAAGCUGAUCAUGCAGCUCAUCCCGCAGCAGCUGCUGACUACAUUGGGUCCCCUGUUCAGGAACUCUCGAAUGGUGCAGUUCCACUUCACCAACAAGGACCUGGAGUCUUUGAAGGGUCUGUACCGUAUCAUGGGCAAUGGAUUUGCAGGGUGUGUACAUUUUCCUCACACCACCCCGUGUGAGGUCCGUGUUCUCAUGCUUCUUUACUCCUCCAAAAAGAAGAUCUUCAUGGGUCUGAUCCCCUACGAUCAGAGCGGGUUUGUCAACGGCAUUCGGCAGGUGAUCACAAACCACAAGCAAGUGCAGAUGCAGAAGAUCGACCAGCAUCGAAACAUGGGAGCAGCUCAGUCUAUGGCUACUGGGUCUGUACCAUCCAACCCUCAAGCUUUUCUACCCAAACAGCCUGCUUCACUUCCAGUGGCACAGGCGGUACCGCAACAGAUGGCAGGUCAGCAGCUAGCGGCCGGCAUGCAGUCCGUGAACCCGGUCACCAUGAUGGACGAGCAGCAGAGGUCACAGAAUCUGCUCCACGUCCGAGUGCAGCAACAGCAACAACCCCAACAAGCGGCCGCCCAGCCCCCACCGCAGGUCGCGCAGGGUACGGUGCAGGCACCGGGUCAGCCACAGAAUUCACAGCAAGGACCGAUGCUAAGGCCGCAGAACCCCGGCGCUAAUCCCCAGCUACGCAAUCUCCUCCUCAGCCAGCAGCCGCCGCAGGCCAAUGUGCCCCAGACCCAGCAGCCUCUGCACCACCUGCAGCAGGCCACGCAAGGCAUGCUUCCCCUCCAGGCAAUGGGACAGCAGAUGCAGCACCAGGCCCCGGGCCAGCCGCAGCUCCAGAUGCCCGGACAGUCCCUCAUGCAUCAGGCCCCUGGGCAGCAGUGGGGCAAUCAGAUGACCCAGAGGGCGCCUAUGCCAGGAGGAGGAAUGAUGAUGAACGCCGGCCCCCGAGGACCCGUCCCACAGCCUGGACUACAGCAAGUGCCGUCACAAAGCGUCAUGGAAGAAGACAUCUUGCGGGAUCUCAUUUGAACUUUAUAUGUAG
Messenger RNA from Spea bombifrons (plains spadefoot toad), 2564 nucleotides. RefSeq names its product mediator complex subunit 25 (gene MED25). The record is from RefSeq and is a predicted model, not a curated record. The coding region runs from base 152 to 2551 and encodes 799 amino acids. The transcript is spliced from 20 exons. Gene Ontology annotation, biological process: positive regulation of transcription by RNA polymerase II. Gene Ontology annotation, cellular component: transcription regulator complex; mediator complex. NCBI's taxonomy places the organism in Eukaryota, Metazoa, Chordata, Amphibia, Anura, Pelobatidae.